Messenger RNA from Amphimedon queenslandica, 1493 nucleotides. RefSeq lists its product as uncharacterized. The transcript is spliced from 3 exons. Lineage: Eukaryota; Metazoa; Porifera; Demospongiae; Haplosclerida; Niphatidae. Bases 10 to 771 code for a protein of 253 amino acids. The record is from RefSeq and is a predicted model, not a curated record.
AGAAAGGUCAUGAAUAAGUCGAGAAAUAAGUUGCUCGAUGGCUUUUUUAAACGCAAAACCCUGCUGAAAGUUGUGUUUGGUGCCUUGAUCUUGAUGGUUGUGUUAUACUUCAUGUCAGGUCUACUAUUUGGUCGAAGAAAAAACACUACUGGCAGCCCUGGGUCUGAAGUUAGGACAAGUGAUAAUGAGGAAAAUCAUGAUAUUCCAAUGGAAAAUUUGUAUUAUCCCAAGAGACCUGAAGACUUAUGGUUUAAACUUAGCAAACCAUUUGUUAUCAGACGUCUUGGAUACUUUGAUUCUCGUCGUGAAUCUGAAGUUUCUAUUGUAUUUAUUACAAUGCAUGAUGACUGGACUAUUUCAAAACCAAAGCUAUAUGCAUCUCUCGUAUACAAGAAUAAGAGAACUAUUGCAUGCCUUGAGUUAGAAGAAUGGGCAGUUGCAGGCAAAAUGAAAUUAAAAACAUAUGAAUAUUAUGUGACUUACGUAUACAGAACAAAGAUUAAGAGUAUUCCUACUGAUGAAGCCCCACUGUGUGCUAAGGUUGGGUUAACCUGCACAGGACCAAUGGCAAGCAUACCUAUACGAGACAGUAAGCCUGAAAAACACUUGACGUAUGGAGUAUGUCUCCACCAAGGACUAUAUGGCUCAAACAAUUCCCAGUUAUUAAUUGACUGGAUUGAACUCAAUAUAGCAUUAGGAGCAGAAAUUAUAACUGUAUACUUUCAAGAUGUUCCAGACUCUUACUAUAAUGCUACGUUGCCUUAUAUUUAAAAAGGCAUAGUGGAAGUGCUGGAUUGGGGACUGAAGCCACCAUUAAUACCUGGCUAUACACGAGCCUGGGGACAGACUGGAUUAGUCAAUGAAUGUAUAUAUCGUAACUUAUACAGAGUCAAGUAUCUUGCAUUAAUGGACGUCGAUGAAUUUUUCAUUCCUAGCAAGAGGUAUACUGUUGUCAAAAUGUUGAAAGAUAUUUUGAAGUCAAAAAAGGCUCAGAAGGCGGCUUCAUUUAUACUUUAUAACACUUGGUUUUACGAUGAUGGUACCAGCUUGCCUGAAGUUGCUACAGCAACAAAGUGCAUCAAUAAAUCAUGGCCUCGAUACUUUACUUUCACUCAGAGGGCUUCUGAUCCAGUAGAACAGCACAAGCAUUAUAAAUAUCACAAGAUGAUAGUUAAAACAAAAGCUGUUAUCGGUGCUAGAUACCACUGGCCAAUUAAAGUUUUCAAAAGUUACAGUAAAUGGUAUCGUGUACCACCCAAAUAUGGCCUAUUACACCAUUAUCGUGUACCAGCAAAGAAAGAUGUAGAAACUACACAAUCUUUUAUUAUGAGCAGGUAUUUCGAUGCAAUAGUAAAACAUUUAAUGAAAUGCCAAAAAUAAAAAUUUUAUAAUUACUUUUUAUAAUCAAUCAUAAAAGAUAUUCAUAAAAAUGGAUGUAGUAGAUCUAAGGGAUUUAUUUUUGAAUUAAAAGAAUGCAAAUCCUUCACAGCCGU